AUCACGAUUCAUUUUUUUAAUCGCUUAACAGCCCUAAAAUUUUUGUGAAUAGCCUUUUUCAUUAUUUAGCUAGAUGUAUAGAGAGUUAGUGUUAAUUACAUAAUGGCAUUUUUUUUUUGCCAUGCUGCUAUUAAAUUAUUCAUGAGUCAUUUUAUCACCAUUCAACUGGUUUUCUGUUAUCCUAGCUCUAAAAUAAGCUAGUACAAGAUACUUGAGAAAGGUGUGAAUCCUACACAAUGGAUAAUAUGGUAGUAACAUGCUUCCAGGAGAGGCUCCUUCCUAGCACCAAGCAACUGGAAGUUCAUGUCCUGUAGAAUGUCCUUUACGUGUCUUAUUUUUUUAAGUCUUAGCUUGACUGUGACUGCAGAUGGAGUGCCUUUUUAUAAACCCUACCAAGGAAUUUGUUUCAAAAAUAUAUUGUGGCAGUGAAUUCCACAGGUUAAUUUAUUUGUUUUACAUGUUGCCAUAUAAUUUCAUUGUGUAUCUCAUUUCUAUUUCACAAGAGGGAUAAUAGGAGCACCCACCUGACCUUUGCUACAUUAUCAAUUAUUUUACACACGUUGAAAAUGCCACCUUCUAUUCGUCUUUUCUGUAAGCUAGACAUCCUUCUCUUUUAAGUCUCUCCCCUUCCAUGCAUCUUAUAACUUUCCUUGCCCUCCUCUGGACCUUUUGUCAUCUAUAUCUGAGAUGGACGUAGUAUACACUGAUAUUAAAGUACUUACAGAGAAAUACUGUUGUGUAUCUUACUGCAACCUCAUCGCUUAUAUGCUUGUUUUGCCUACUGUCCACACGGAUACCGAAGACUUUUGCUUGAGCGGCUACAGUAUUUUAGACUCCAGCCUCAUGUAAGAGUAGCCCAAGGCUGACUCUGGCUGGCACGUACCCCCUUUUCUUGCCGCGCGGUGUGCGCUUCCCCUUGCUGCAGGGAGCGCUCACCCCGGGUGUGAGCGGCUCCAAGACACGCGCGUACGGGCGGCCAAGCGUGCGGAGGGGAGUUUUCCUGAAGUUAUGCGGGCGAUUUGUCGGUGUCUCGCUGAGCAGUCGCAGCAACCCCCUGGUAGCAGCUGGGCGAGGCUCAGACGCUGCCUCACAACACCCGCGUCUUUGAAGGGAGGCGCCCCAAGUCACGGAGGCGCGCUGACAAGCGCCCGGGCAGGCAGCGGCUCUCGCCGUCAGCCGGGACGUGGAUGCUCUCGACUUCACUUUCAUACUGGAAUUUAACCGCGUGGCUUGGAUACAUCCCAGCAAUAGCCAUCUUUACUCAGUGUGUGAACUAAAAUCCAAGACAAGAGAUGAGGAGAUUUGUCUACUGCAAGGUGGUUCUCGCCACCUCUCUGAUGUGGGUGCUUGUGGAUGUCUUUUUACUCUUGUACUUCAGUGAAUGUAACAAAUGUGAUGACAAGAAAGAGAGGUCACUGCUGCCUGCUCUAAGGGCUGUUAUUUCAAGAAACCAAGAAGGACCUGGAGAAAUGGGAAAGGCUGUGCUCAUUCCCAAAGAUGACCAGGAGAAAAUGAAAGAGCUGUUUAAAAUCAACCAAUUUAACCUUAUGGCCAGUGACUUGAUUGCACUUAACAGAAGUUUGCCAGAUGUAAGAUUAGAAGGAUGCAAGACAAAAGUCUACCCUGAUGAACUCCCAAAUACAAGUGUAGUUAUAGUAUUUCAUAAUGAAGCCUGGAGUACUUUGCUUCGAACUGUUUACAGUGUUAUAAACCGAUCCCCACACUAUCUGCUUUCUGAGGUUAUCUUGGUGGAUGAUGCCAGUGAAAGAGAUUUUCUGAAAGCCUCAUUAGAAAAUUAUGUGAAAAAUUUGGAAGUGCCAGUAAAAAUUAUUAGGAUGGAACAACGGUCAGGACUGAUCCGUGCUCGGCUCAGAGGAGCAGCGGCUUCUACGGGCAAGGUCAUAACUUUCCUGGAUGCACACUGUGAAUGCACUUUAGGCUGGCUUGAGCCCCUGCUGGCAAGAAUAAAGGAAGACAGAAAAACUGUUGUCUGUCCAAUCAUUGAUGUGAUCAGUGACGAUACAUUUGAAUACAUGGCUGGGUCAGACAUGACAUAUGGAGGGUUUAACUGGAAGCUUAAUUUUCGCUGGUAUCCUGUUCCUCAGAGAGAGAUGGACAGAAGGAAAGGAGACAGAACCUUGGCUGUAAGGACCCCUACUAUGGCUGGUGGCCUAUUUUCUAUUGACAGAAACUACUUUGAAGAGAUAGGAACUUACGAUGCAGGAAUGGAUAUCUGGGGUGGAGAAAAUCUUGAAAUGUCUUUUAGGAUUUGGCAGUGUGGAGGCUCCCUGGAGAUUGUAACAUGCUCUCAUGUUGGACACGUGUUCCGUAAGGCAACCCCUUAUACUUUUCCUGGUGGCACUGGUCAUGUAAUCAACAAGAACAACAGGAGACUAGCAGAGGUCUGGAUGGAUGAGUUUAAAGACUUCUUCUAUAUAAUAUCCCCAGGUGUUGUCAAAGUGGAUUAUGGUGAUGUGUCAGUCAGAAAAGCACUAAGAGAAAAUCUGAAGUGUAAACCCUUUUCAUGGUACCUAGAAAACAUCUAUCCAGACUCCCAGAUUCCAAGACGCUAUUAUUCACUUGGUGAGAUCAGAAAUGUUGAAACCAACCAAUGUUUGGAUAACAUGGGCCGCAAGGAAAAUGAAAAAGUGGGUAUAUUCAACUGCCAUGGCAUGGGAGGAAAUCAGGUAUUUUCUUUUACUGCUGAUAAAGAGAUCCGCACAGAUGAUUUAUGCUUGGAUGUUUCUAGACUCAAUGGCCCUGUGAUCAUGUUGAAGUGCCAUCAUAUGAGAGGAAAUCAGCUCUGGGAAUAUGAUGCUGAGCGGCUCACAUUGCGGCAUGUCAACAGCAACCAGUGUCUCGAUGAGCCAUCUGAGGAGGACAAAAUGGUUCCAACCAUGAAGGACUGCAGUGAAAGUCGUUCCCAGCAGUGGCUGCUACGUAACAUGACCUUGGGUGCCUAAAGCUAAAGAGACUUCCCAUGUUCCUUCAGACCUUGCAAAGUGUCUAGGCUUUCAUUCUUCACUUAUUUGAAUCAGAAGAAAGGAUAUUCCUCUUCCUUUGUUCUUGGUGAAAUGAAAGGCUUUGAAGCCCUCUUAGAAGUCCAGCUAUCAGAGCAAAGUCAUUUGUUUUUUUGCUUGUUUUGGCAUGUUUGCACAUGCCCCUUUGAAAGUUGUCCUUUCAAAAGAAGCACAUUAGAAGCUAUAAAUAGCAUAAUAUAUGCUACUAUCAAUACCAGACACACUUGGAAAAGUAUUUCCAGAAAGACCUUUGAGCCUAAUAUCAAAAGGUUUGGGGGUUUUGUUUUCUGGUUAUGUCACAUAAUAUUGCUUGAAAGUGACAGGAUGUGAAAUGCCUUAUGACACUAACUUACAUUGUGAAAGAUUAUAUCAGUUCUUUUAUAAAUGUAAUGUAUUUGUUCUGGCCCUCCAUAGCAACAUGAUGAGGAUAUUAGUUGCUCUCUAGUGUCAUUUGGCACUCAGUGAAGUAUUAAACUGAAAGGGUUACUGAGCAGUAAAUUUACUGUACAUAACGAAUGUUUCAUGUUUUGUGCCAGGAACAAUGAAAUCGCUAUACAUAAUAGUUCUUUAUAAAAGCAGCAAAAUGGAACAAAUACAGUAAGAAACGGAUACUAUAUAAUAAAUGAAACUUCAGCAAAAAACAUUUGAAUGAUAUUAAAGAGAGUGGGCAGCAUACAUGAGUAACCCAGAUUAAUGCAAAUUGGAAUUGCCCAUGUAUCCUCUACAAUAGGAAGACAAAUCACUAUGGGCCUCAUUUACCUGUGUGCACUUCCACUAACCCCAAAUGGCUGCAUGGCCGGAGAAUGGAACUGGUAGCAGAAUUUUGCCAUCUGAGUCAAAAGUUAGGCUGAAGCUCAAUCUGUAGCUUCUGGCUUUGAGCAUAAAUAUCUCAGCAGACUGCCUAAUGUAUACAAGGCCAUCCAAAGUUUGGAGAUCCCCACAAUACCUAUGCACAAAGGGACAGACUAUGGACGGAGUUUGAGCUCUAACUCUGAACUUUCUUGCUUUAAUAGGUUUAUGAUAGAUGCUUAUUUAUAUUUUAAAAUAAUAGUUUGUCUCUUAAUUUCUUUUCUCUUUUCUUUACAUGGCUAUUAAAAAUAUGCUGCUGAUCGAGCAGUAGUAUCAAAGGCUUCAUAGGAACUAAUACCAUCUCAACACACACAGUAAGAGUUUGCAAAAGUGGUUUGUGUUGUUUUAAUACAUGUCCAUAACACAGACAUUUAAGCUAAUCCCUCUAUAUCACCACAUAAUGGAUCUGCUAUAAAAAUGCUUGGACUCUGUGCAAUAGGCUUAAUGUAUGUCAUUUGCCCAGGGGCAUAAGGGUCAUGGGAGCACAGCAGAACCAGGAAUAGAACCAGCACAGCAGAACCAGGAAUAGAGCAGCAGCCACAGAAGGGCUGGUGAGCAAUAUGGCAGCAUCCUACCCAGGAAUAGGAGAUAGAUUCUAUCCCAACCAACCACCCACACUUCCCCAAACACAGCCUGUUGCAUUGUGUUAGGAGCAGGAAGAUGAAACUGACUUCAUUUUCUGUGUACUGGCUCCUUUGGUGAAAGUAUAUUACCAGUACCAUGUAUUUGCACACUAUGGAUUGAUAUUUCAUGCACAUUUUCUUGAUAUAGAUCAUUAAAUGAAUACCAAAUGCAUAUUAAAUUUGAAAAAUCAUUACUAUGCAUACACAGUAGCUGCUUUUCAAGCCCUCAUAUCUUGUCUUUUUUUUAAGACACACAAAUUGUUCACAUUAUAGCUUAACAGCUAUCAAAACUGAACAGGGCUAUAAUUUUACUACGUGAAAGGAACAUUACAAAAUCACAAACAAAAUCAUUUAAAUGCCAAGCUUAAUGCAGAACAAAUUAUUGCAUUUUUCAAUCAUCACCUUUCAAAGGCCUGUUGGCCCCUGCACACCCUUAUUUCAAAAUUCAUGCUGAUAGAUCCCUUAUUUGGCUACUUAUCUUGAUAGUGCCCCUGUAACAAUAGUGGUGCUGGUGGGAACUACUAGCAUGUUUAACACCAUUUAGCAAUGUUAGAGGAGUGCAUAUGGUAUCUUUUUUUUUUUAACCUCUAAUAUUCUUAUUGAAUAAUAUCUCACUUAUCUAAUUGCAACUUGUAACAGUUGCUAAGUGCAGUUGCACUGUACAUUUCUGAUUGUGCAGUAUUAUCAACAUUAUUGGAAAGUAAUGAGAGAAUGGUACAGUAUCUAAGUUGAUUUCAAGAGCUGAGUCGCAAAUACAGAUCAUGAAACUGUUCGACCUUUCUUUGCUAGGCAUGCAGUACUACAGUGUUUAAUACCUUUUUAUCUGUAUAAAGUGGAUUGUGGCAAUGAAUUUGGACUGUUAUACUCCUUGAUUACAGUUGAUGCACCUUUAUUAUAUCAACAGCUGCACUGCUAUAUUAUAUACGAGUUGCUUGACUAAAAAAAAAGAAAAAAUACAUGUUUUAUUUUAUGCUUAUUGAUGGAUAAUGACACUGAGGGCACGUCUUCACUACCCGCCGGAUCGGCGGGUAGCAAUCGAUCUAUUGGGGAUCGACUUAUCGUGUCUAGUGAAGACGCGAUAAAAUCGAUCCCUGAUCGCUCUGCCAUCGACUCCGGAAAUCCACCGCAGCAAGAGGCGGAAGCGGAGUCGACGGCAGCGCGGCAGCCGUCGACUUGCCGCCGUCCUCACAGCCAGGUAAGUCGAUCUAAAAUACGCAAUUUCAGCUACGCUAUUCACAUAGCUGAAGUUGCGUAUCUUAGGUCGACCCCCGCCCCCCCGUAGUGUAGACCUAGCCUGAGUAGCAUGUUUAGAGCAGAAAUGUUGUUCAAAGGUUUGUCAGAAUUGUAUUACAGCUAGAACUUAGGCCUCGUGCUGCAAACACUUACACGUGCUUAACUUUACUCGCUGUGAGUAUGCCGUUUGACUUCAGUGGGAUUGAGCACUAAAUUUACUCCCUCUGUAAGGAGUAUAGGAACCAAAUAAGACACCAAAAAAAAAAUCUAAUAUAAGCAACUUGGAUGAGGAGAGAUGUCCUGCCACUCACCAAGUGACUAUUGUGUUGCUCUUGAGAGACUCCAGGGCCAUCUUAAAUUCUCAUGCAAUCUGAGUGGUGGUGUCUCAGCACAGCAAUGCUAUUUCAUAUCCUUAGUACUGAGGCUAGUAUAAGGAGCAUAAGACUGGGAACUUUCUAGGUUCUAAUUUCAAAUCCUACUAUUGAAUUCCUGUGUGGCCUUGGCAAGUCAUUUAGGCCAAAAUUAUUCAAAAGUAGUGUUUAAUUUUGGUUGCAUAAAUUUGUGGUGUCCAAAGUGGGAUACCCACAGAUUGAGGCACCCACAAUUAAAGGACAUUUUUGAAAAAAUUAGGCCUUAAGCUCUGAAUCUGUCUCCCAAUCUGUAAAAUGGAGCUAAUUCUUCCUUACUUCCCAGGGUCUUGUGAGGAUUAACAAAUAAUAUUUGUACAGUGUGUUCAAAAUGUAAAGAGCUAUAUAAAUGCUGAAUAUUAUUAUUAUUACUACUAGCAGAACACUAAUUCCAGUUCUCAUAUUUUCCAAAAGUUGCUUUCAGGGAAUGAAAGCCGGACACGAGGCUAGAGCAACACGUUAAAAGCAUUGAACAAAGUGGGCAUUUUGAAGGGCAGGUUAUUACUGUAAAUAGGACAAAAGUGCUGCAGUUUCUCAUUACCCCUGUACCUUCAGGAGUUACGUGGGGAGGAGGGGACUGUUGUAAAAUAUGAGAACAAGUUAAAUUAUAAGACAGAUUGCGUUAAUUUUGACUGGA
Malaclemys terrapin pileata is the source of this 6769-nucleotide messenger RNA. RefSeq names its product polypeptide N-acetylgalactosaminyltransferase 13 (gene GALNT13). Gene Ontology annotation, cellular component: Golgi apparatus. The record is from RefSeq and is a predicted model, not a curated record. The coding region runs from base 1293 to 2963 and encodes 556 amino acids. Lineage: Eukaryota; Metazoa; Chordata; Testudines; Emydidae. The transcript has 12 exons.